Messenger RNA from Pyrus x bretschneideri (Chinese white pear), 1026 nucleotides. Its product is annotated as zinc finger MYM-type protein 1-like. The transcript has a single exon. The record is from RefSeq and is a predicted model, not a curated record. Bases 1 to 1026 code for a protein of 341 amino acids. Lineage: Eukaryota; Viridiplantae; Streptophyta; Magnoliopsida; Rosales; Rosaceae.
AUGAAUCAGAAUCAACAUAUUAAAACAAUUGUCCACAAGCAGUCGGAUCAAGCAUGUAUUGAUUAUCGCACUCGUUUGAAUGCAUCAAUUGAUUGCAUUCACAUUUUAUUGCGACAAGGUCUUGCUUUUCACGGUCAAGAUGAAAGUGAAGAUUCAAGCAAUAAGGGUAAUUUUCUUGAGCUUUUGAAGUUUCUUGCAGAUCAUAAUGAGGGUAUUAAAGAUGUGGUGUUUAAAAAUGCUCCCGAAAAUCUCAAGUUAACAUCACCUGAAAUUCAAAAAGAUCUUGUGUAUGCAGCAACAUGUGAAACCACUAAUGCUAUCAUGUUUGAUAUUGGUGAUGAUGUUUUCUUUUUUGUUUUGGUUGAUGAAUCGCGUGAUAUAUCAGUCAAGGAGCAAAUGGCAGUUGUACUUCGCUAUGUGAAUACCAACGGACAAGUAGUUGAAAGAUUUAUGGGCAUAAAGCAUAUUCGUAAUACCACUGUUUUUUCACUUAAAGAGGCAAUUGAUCAGUUUUUCUCUAUAAAUGGAUUAAGCAUAUCUAGAUUGCAAGGACAAGAUUAUGAUGGGGCUGGCAAUAUGCAAGGGGAGUUUAAUGGCCUUAAGACACUUAUUUUGAAAGAAAAUGAAAGUGCAUUUUAUAUUCAUUGCUUUGCACAUCAACUUCAACUUGCUCUUGUAGCCGUGUCAAAAAAUCAUACUCAAAUUGGCUUUUUUUUCUGCUUGGUUAAUAAUGUUGUUACUAUUGUUGGAGCAUCAUGUAAACGUCAAGACAUGGUUAGAGAAAGACAACAAGCCAAAGUUAUGGAAGCUAUUCAAAAUUAUGAGCUUCCAAGUGGGCAAGGCUUGAACCAAGAAACUUGUCUUAAACGUGCAAGUGAUACACGUUGGGGCUCACACUAUAGUACCUUGGUAAGCUUGAUUAAUAUGUUCUCUUUUGUAAUUGAGGUGCUUGAGAUGAUUGUAGAUGAUGGUGUAAGUCUUGAUCAAAGAGGUGAAGCAGAUAUUUUGUUGAAUCUUUUGCAAUGA